GUGCCCCAGCGCGGAAUUUUUGCCAUCGCGAUGCGGUUGUCGUCUCGCAUGGAUAAGUGUCCAGGCUAUUAUCGAUCGGCUACGAUCCACUCUCUAUCUAUUAGGUCUAACGCUAUGUCCUAGCUAAAUACGACGUGUGCGGUGCGUGGAAGCCGGUGCGGGUCAUGCGGGGAAUGAUUCGAAUCAAGCAUGAGGAAGAUAAUAAGGGUGUCCUGCGACACGUCGAGCGGCCGGGCAAUUUUAUUCAGCCGCAUCGCACGGUUUAGUUUGAUUUUCAAACUUGUUUGUUUUUCCUCGCAAUAUCGCGCGAUGACUACGAUGGAGAUAUUAAUUUCGGAGGUAGUGUGGAAUAAAAAAUAUCAUCGAUACAAAGAUAGGAUUGCUGUCGACAAGGAAUGGGAUGAAAUUUCUAUCAGCACAGGGUUGGCAAAAGACGAUGCGAAAAAGAAAUGGCGUAAUUUGCGAGAUCAGUUUACCAAAGAGCUUAAAAAAAUUUCGAAGCCCAGAUCGGGAGAUCCUAAAGAAUUUGUUGCAUCUUAUUCGAGAAAGUGGCAGUAUUUUGCCAAUAUGCUGUUUCUAAAGGACACCUUAAUUCCAAGAAAUACCGAGGGAAAUAUAUCGCUGAACGUUUUGGAAGCCUCGGAAAGCACUACUGCUAUAAACGAUGACGAUGAAGUCGAGAAAGAAGUGAUAGAUCACGAGCCAAACCCUAAUAAUGAUGCUUUACAAAGUGAUGUUAACAUAGGACACACAAACGCAAACCCCGGGCAGCCAGGCUUUAGAAACUCUAGCACUGACUUCUUCAUCUGCGACUACAUCUCAUUUCAAACGAAAGAGAAAUCAAAAGCAUACCGAACUAGAGCAAAAGUUUUUGGACAUCGAAAAUAAAAAACUAGCACUUCUGAAAACCCCGGAAGACGAAAACAUGUUGUUUUCCAGAUUACUGCUACUUUAAAAAGCAGGACCCAAUUCAACAGCUACGAAUAAGAACACGUUAUCAGGAAAUUCUACUUCAGGAAAUAUCACAGAAUCGAACAAUCACGUUUGAAUAAUAUUUCAUAGCAUCUCAAACUCACUCCCGUUACUAUUCAAAUCCACCUUCUGCAGUUUCAUCGAUAGAUUCAAAUUAUACUGCAGUGCCGUCACCUUCUCCUGGUGCUUCUGUAAGUGCACCUUUUACAGUAUCAUCAGUCGAUUCAAAUUAUGUUGCAGUACCGUCACCUUCUCCUGGUAUUUUAACGCAACCAGCAUCGUCUCAACAAUAUUCUUUUAUAUUUUCUGCAGACGAAGAUGGACCGGACAUGGGAUUUUACAUAAUUUGUAAUUUUCAUAUUUGU
Molecule: messenger RNA, 1337 nt
Organism: Anthonomus grandis grandis
Lineage: Eukaryota; Metazoa; Arthropoda; Insecta; Coleoptera; Curculionidae
Exons: 2
Coding region: 190-888 (232 amino acids)
Biological process (GO): regulation of transcription by RNA polymerase II
Cellular component (GO): transcription regulator complex; nucleus
Source: RefSeq, a predicted model, not a curated record